This is a messenger RNA of Drosophila sechellia, 1311 nucleotides long. Its product is annotated as mucin-5AC. The record is from RefSeq and is a predicted model, not a curated record. Lineage: Eukaryota; Metazoa; Arthropoda; Insecta; Diptera; Drosophilidae. Gene Ontology annotation, molecular function: protein binding. The transcript has 3 exons. Gene Ontology annotation, biological process: multicellular organism development; cell differentiation. The coding region runs from base 1 to 1245 and encodes 414 amino acids. Gene Ontology annotation, cellular component: extracellular region.
AUGCAGACGCAGCAGGAACGGAAAGUUAGCAACAGUCGAGCUUUUACCAUGAUUCUAAUCCUGCUGCAAGUUCUUGGUAUCCUUGGCCAUGGAGUGGUGGCCCAGAAAAGCUCGCCCAUUGCCAACUGGCACAUGGCUGAUCCGCACUACACAAGUGACCAGUACGCCAAGAUCCUGGGCGAAGCGGGUCUGGGCCAGGAUGCCGAUGACAAGGACCACAAGGGUCUGGGUCCCAUGCAGAUCCAGUACGUGGACUACCAGCCAAACUGCCAGCCAGGCGGAGUGCCAGUCUGUGCCACCAAUGGAACCGAUAGCUUCUUCUUCGAGAACCACUGCCGUUUGGAGGCGGCCAACAUGAAGAUGCUCUUCCAGCACGGCACAGAACUGGAGCCCACGGAGAUGGAGCGAUGCCUACCCACCUGCCAGACGAUGAAGUGCACCCAGGUAGAGCGUCCAGUUUGCGCGCUGGCCGAGAUUGGAGGAGCUAUUCCACAAACAUUCGCCAACGAGUGCGAAAUGCGAAGACACGAGUGCCACACGAAACAAGUCCUGAGAAUCCUGCACACGGGUCCUUGUCAGACUCCAGCCAAAAGUGGGCGCAAAAAGAAGCUGCGUCGCAACAAGAAAAAGCGACCAACAACCAACGCCUCCAUUUCAAAGUUCGCCACCGUUCCAAAGAAAGUAUACGUAAUGCUGGCCACUCCUGCUCCUCGGAGCAGCACCACCACGCCCAGGACCUCCUUUAGCACAACCACUACCAGAAUCACGACGACGGCCAGGAUGAGGCCCACCAAACAGACCAGCACAAGUCCCUCGCCCAUGCAAUUCCAGCAGCUCAUGAACUUGGUCAAUCCCAUGGUCUCCGUUUCCCAGGCUGUAGAUGCCUACAAUGUAUACAAUAUACCCGAUGUGGGUCACGAUUACGGCGAGAUAACCGACUCCUCGCUCUCGAUGUUUUUGCCAGAAGUUGGUCGUGUCACAGAGCCCUAUUCCAUGCCCUUUAGAACCACGACCACAACCACCAGCACCACCACCACAUCCACCACAACGCCAAAACCAGUUUUAGCCACAUCCAGAAUCAUCACUACUUCGAGCACCAGCACUAUGCCAUCCUUCCUGUCUGUUCGGAUGCCCAGCACUACUGAGAUUGUCGAAGAAUCCACAACAGAGAAUCCGGAAGCGAGUACGCAAGCAUACAGCACCACUCAAAAAUCCACUGAAACUUCACAAGCCAAAGUAUUUUAAUAACUAUGUAAAAAUUAACCUAAUAUUUAUUAAAAUUAUUUAUACAGCUUUUGAGAUAUACCCUAA